Molecule: messenger RNA, 1245 nt
Organism: Cuculus canorus (common cuckoo)
Lineage: Eukaryota; Metazoa; Chordata; Aves; Cuculiformes; Cuculidae
Gene: SMIM45
Product: small integral membrane protein 45
Exons: 3
Coding region: 156-647 (163 amino acids)
Source: RefSeq, a predicted model, not a curated record
UUGGUUGCAGAUGGUCCCUCCUCCGGGGGAAAGCAAUGGUGGGGUGCCCUGGGGAGGCUGGAGAGGGGCUGACACUGACAGGGGGGCGAUGAGGGAAGCCCCCAGGAGCCCUGCUAGGAAAUGAGGCCACGCUGCCGGCUGCAUGUCAUCUCUGCAUGCUCCCGCCAGCUCUUGGCUGCUCCCGCCAUCCUUCCCUCCCGCCCUGCGCCUGUCACUUCUCACUGUUGUCGUGCUUUCCCAGAUCAGGGUCCCUUCUCCCUGGCACUGCCUGGCUGGGAAAAGAGCCUGAUUCAUCCCAGCCACACUCCAGCAGAUGCCAGAGGGAGCAGCCUCAUCCCAUUGCCCUGGACCAGUGGAAGGAGGGCGACGCUGCUCUGGACUUGUCACCUUGUGCCCUGGUGGCGAGAGGCUCCUGGCAAGGCAGAUCAGCCAUCCCAGCCAUGCCCCACUUCUUGGAUUGGUUUGUGCCGGUGUAUCUGAUGAUCUCCAUUCUCAUCCUGGUGGGCUUUGGAGCUUGCAUUUACUACUUCGAGCCAGGACUCCAGGAAGCCCAUAAGUGGCGAACACAGAGGCCAAUUGUGGAAAGAGAUCUUCGGAAGACACUGAUGAUUCGGGACAACCUGGCAUUCGGGGUGCCAGAGGUCUGAUACGCUACCUGUGGAGUCCAGAAGAGUCAAUCCUGGGUGAGCAGCAGUCCACAAGCCUUAGUCAGGAUGACAGUCCUUCCCUAUCACUUCUCUCUUCGCUGAUCCGGACCUCGUACUCACCACUCACCUUUCUGCUCUUUUGCUUGUUAUGCAAGGUUUGUGUGGCACUGUAGACUUGGGGCUUCCCACAUGCUCACAGCCCUUUACCUAACCAAGGACUUCUGCUCCUCCCUAUGGCCAAGACUGAUGAAUCACUCAAAUGAAAGGCCCCUUGUUAACCACUUGAGUUUGAGCUGCUUGGCAUCUUGAUGUGACCCUCAGAAAGAAAGAUCUCUACAGGGGUACCAGGCUUGUAGAGGGAUACAGAGUCUUUUACUCCUAGUCACAGUCUAACCCAGUCUGUUUAAUUUCAGAGGAUAUCUGGGGGGAGAUAAAUGGGAUUUCAAUACAGAGCAUUGCUUCAGCUGAGCUCUUCACAGAACCCACCCUUGGCACUGGGCUGGUAAGCUUGUUGAAGUUCUGUGCAGAGGGGUCAAGGGAUCAGAAAGCCCCAGAAACAGAAUGCCUUUAUCCUUGCUAAAGGUACACCACUUCUAUA